UGCUCAUCAGUGAGCCUGUGAUUGCGGUAUGCCGGCACUCUUCCUUCCACGUAAACGCACCCAGAAACACCACGCCGCCGCCCGAGCCCAACCCUCGCCAAAUCGCCAAUAGCCCCCACAAAGCUCCACCCGACCCACCACCUGCAAAUCCUAACCCUAACGCUCCUGGCCAUCACCGCGGCCGCCAUGGUGAGCGAAGCCGCCAACGCCGGCAUCGACCGCGUGCUGUGGACGGAGGCCGAGAUCGCCACGCGGGUCGCCGAGGUCGCCUCGGAGCUCGCCGCCGACAUCCGCCGGCUCGCGGAGCCGGCUGUCGUCGUGGGCGUCGCCACGGGGGCGUUCCUCUUCCUCGCUGACCUGGUGCGGCGCGUCGACGUGCCGCUCGCCGUCGACCUCGUGCGCGUCGAGUCGUAUGGCGACGGCACCGAGUCCAGCGGCCGGCCCCGGGUCACCGCUGACCUCAAGGUCGACGUCGCCGGGAAGCACGUCGUGGUGGUUGAAGAUAUUGUGGACACAGGGAAUACUGUUUCCUGUCUCAUUGCCCAUUUACAAAAGAAAGGAGCACUGUCCAUAUCAGUUUGCACUUUCCUGGACAAACCAGCAAGGAGGACAGUCGAUUUUCAGCUAGUGGGGGGUGGAAAAUUUUACAGAGGCUUCGAGUGCCCCGACAGCUUUGUUGUUGGCUAUGGUAUGGAUUAUGCGGAGCUCUACCGCAACCUGCCCUAUGUUGGAGUUCUCAAGCCUGAGAUGUACAGUAAGAAAACUGACAACUAGGCCGGAGGCAGACAAGACUUGCAACCACUUUUGCAAGAGCACAUAAAUUUUGAAGAAACACAAACAUUUCGGUUUUUAUAUUUGUAGGCAAAUUGUGCUUAAUUUUGCACAAGACAUGUUCCUUUCUUCAUUUGGGCUGAGGGAAUUAUUCUGUUCCUCUAAAUAGCAUAACACGAAGCAUUUUGCCCAUAUGCUGCAACCAUGAAGAAAAUCUAUCUGGUUGUAUGACAUGUUCCGUCGUCCAUUCACAGAUCACAACUGGUCUGCUUGUAAGCUAUAUACUCGUCAAGUUCCUGCAAAAAAAUUAGAGAGUGUUUAUCUCCUUAUUUA
Aegilops tauschii subsp. strangulata is the source of this 1104-nucleotide messenger RNA. RefSeq lists its product as uncharacterized. Gene Ontology annotation, molecular function: hypoxanthine phosphoribosyltransferase activity; magnesium ion binding. The record is from RefSeq and is a predicted model, not a curated record. Lineage: Eukaryota; Viridiplantae; Streptophyta; Magnoliopsida; Poales; Poaceae. Gene Ontology annotation, biological process: guanine salvage; purine ribonucleoside salvage; hypoxanthine metabolic process. Gene Ontology annotation, cellular component: cytosol.